UCUCUUCCUCCUUCCCUCCUCCUCCUUCUCCAUCCCUUCUUUCCCGUUCUUCUGAUUUCACGUCACAGCAGCCCAUCUCUAUUCGGAUCCGCAUCAACACCGCUGCAGCAGCCUUCCCGUGAUCGGUGCUGCAUCAAGUAUUCAAUCCAAGCCAACUUCGAUAGCAUGCCAAGAGCCGAAACCAGCAUUUUCUGGACCCGUUUCAGACAUUUUGCCCCAAUCAUCAAGCAAUUUUUGCCCCAAUCAUCGAUUGCUUGAAUAAUAUUCACAAACCGGAAAUGUAAUAUUUAGCCUUCCUCUACUAAACGAGGCGUUGCCAGGUCACAUCAUCCGCAAAACUAUAACAAAUUUUUUUGUUGGUAAUUAACUAUAACAAUUUUUUUGGACUAUUAUGGCUCAAGAGAGCCCAAGCAUCCAAGAUUUCAGCUCCCAAGACGGCAAGACCUACCAAUUUAUGCAACAACCAGCGACUAGUCCCAGGCUCCCAGCGCAAGCCCCCUAGUCUCCUAAAUCCCCGUCCUGAUUUUCGAAAAAAUCAACACGGGCUCAAUUCUCAUGCUCACUCCACUGCAUGAAACAAAAUGUCCAAAUCCUACUCCCUCGACCCAAAAUUAACGCGCUCCCACCACCCCUGAACCCAAUCUCCUGCAGUAAUAACGCGCACGCACUCUCUUUUACGGUACUGGGAUACUUGGAAAAAUCGCGAGCGAGCCCCCAUGGAAAAAACCCUCCUCCCUUAUUCUCGCCUUCUUCUCCUCCUCCCCCUUUGGCUUCUUCCUCGUUAGGGCAAUCUUUCACUCACCUUUCCUCCGUCUGUCUCUCUUGCUCACCCUUCUUCGUAUGCCUUGAUGCCUCUGUCUCAGACUCAGGCGGCGGCUGCGGCCGGCGGCAGAAAGCGGCGGAAGGGGCGGCCGGCGGGCUCCCGGGCGCGGAAGAAGCAGAAGAGGCUGGAUGCCAUCUGCGACAACCCCUCCGGUCUUUCGAUCGCCGCGCCUAGGUCGCCGGAGGACGAUUCUGGCCGUCUUCGCCGCAGCUCCCGUGUCCGGAGAGCCCCGGCCGUGCUGGACGCCUCCCCCGUGCCCUCUCGCCGGAGGAAGAGGUCUAGAGAUGGAGAUUCGCCAGUUCGGAUAGGGGGUGGUGGGAGUCGGAAGAGGAGGAGGAAGAAGAAGAAGGGGAGGAUGAGAAGGGAUGGAGAUCGUCAAGAUGAGGGAAAGGCGCUUCUUCUGCGGAGGAAUGAGGCGUCUUUGAGCUCUUGUGGCCAAGAAACUAAGGAUUCGGAGGUGGAAGCAGGGAAUUGGAGGUCGAGACUACGAUCUAGGGUUGCGAAGGUACGGGGCAAGGCCCUCUUUUUUGGUGAAAAGAAGCAUCUUCAGGCAUCGGAUAGGGUUGCUAGAAAGGAAAAGGAGCCAUCGAAGCCAGUGACUAUGGAGGGGAUGAGUGCGUUGGAUUCGCCGGCAUUAGGAUCCAAGAGGAGGAGGAGGAGGAGGAAGAGGGUUUCUAGUGAUGAGAUAUCUGAGGGUGCUGAAGAACCUGGAGAUCGAGCUGCCGUAUUGCCUUCAGAUGAUGGGAAAGAUAGCGGCCAGAAGGCAUCUCCUGAAGAGGAAAUUAAAGCUGCCUCUGAUUUGCAGCUUGGUUGUGAACCAAACGAGGACUUGCAGACUGCUGAACAGACUCAGGAGGUUAGAGAAGAGGCUGAAUGUACGAAAGUUGGGGGAGAAGAGAAAGGUGAUGAGCCAUUCGAACAAGGGGCUGCAUAUCCUAUUCCCCAGGUGGAAAAUACUGACUUGGGAAAUGAUGCAGCCAACCAAUCAGGCGAACAUCUUAACAGCAAAGCUGUUGAUAAUGGGGAGAUCCUAAAGGAAGAUAAUCUGAAACUGUCCAUUUCACAAGACAAGCUUACCCAGCCACAUGUGAAAGAAGGUCGAAGGUGUGGCCUUUGCGGGGGAGGGGCUGAUGGGAAGCCGCCAAAGAGACUUGUCCAUGAGUCCAUAGAGAGUGAUAACGAGGCAUAUGAAGGAUCAUCAGCUUCAGAGGAACCUAACUAUGAUGUGUGGGAUGGGUUUGGUGAUGAACCCGGUUGGCUUGGUAGGCUUUUGGGUCCUAUUUGUGAUCGUUUCGGCAUGGCUCGUGUUUGGGUUCAUCAGCAUUGUGCUGUUUGGAGUCCGGAGGUUUACUUUGCUGGUUUGGGAUGCCUGAAAAAUGUUAGAGCUGCACUUUGCAGGGGAAGGGUAUUGAAAUGCAGCCGUUGUGGGAGGCCUGGAGCAACUAUUGGUUGCCGUGUUGAUCGGUGCCCUAAAACCUACCAUUUGCCUUGCGGCCGAGCAGAUGGUUGUAUAUUUGAUCAUCGCAAAUUUCUCAUAGCUUGCAAUGAUCAUCGGCAUCUUUUCCAACCUCAAGGAGAGAGUUACUCUCAACAAAUUAGGAAAAUGAAAUUUAAGAAAUUGAAGCUGGAUAUGAGAAAGCUUUCACAUGAUUCAUGGAGGAAGGACUUGGAGGCUGAAGAGAAGUGGUUAGAAAAUUGCGGAGAGGAUGAAGAGUUCUUGAAACGCGAAGGCAAGAGGCUUCACCGAGAUCUUUUAAGAAUAGCACCUGUCUAUAUUGGGGGUUCUUAUGAAAAUGAAAAGUCAUACCAGGGUUGGGAAUCUGUUGCUGGGCUCCGAGAUGUCAUCCAGUGCUUGAAAGAAGUGGUAAUAUUACCCCUUUUAUAUCCUGAGUUCUUCAGUACCCUGGGCAUCACACCUCCUAGAGGUGUUCUAUUGCAUGGAUAUCCCGGUACAGGUAAAACAUUAGUUGUACGGGCAUUAAUUGGUGCAUGCUCUCGCGGGGAUAAGAGAAUAGCUUAUUUUGCUCGUAAAGGUGCUGAUUGUUUGGGAAAAUAUGUUGGUGAUGCUGAAAGACAAUUAAGACUUCUUUUUCAGGUAGCUGAGAAAUCUCAACCUUCUAUUAUCUUUUUUGAUGAAAUUGAUGGGUUAGCUCCAUGUCGGUCUAGGCAUCAAGAUCAAACACAUAACUCUGUUGUGUCAACUUUGCUUUCCUUGCUUGAUGGUCUGAAGUCUCGAGGUUCAGUUAUAGUGAUAGGUGCUACAAAUCGUCCUGAUGCUGUUGAUCCUGCUCUUAGGCGACCAGGGAGAUUUGAUCGGGAAAUAUAUUUUCCACUACCAACACUGAAGGAUAGAGCUGCUAUUCUGUCACUUCAUACUCAAAGUUGGCCAAAUCCUGUAUCUGGGUCUCUUCUUUCACGGAUUGCAAAUCAAACUGCUGGUUAUGCGGGUGCUGAUCUGCAGUCUCUUUGUACUCAAGCAGCAAUGAAUGCUUUGAAGAGGAACUGUGCCUUACAAGAACUUUUAUCUUCUGCUGAAAAAGGUUCUGAUCAUUGCAGACUUCCUCCUUUGCCAGAAUUUGUCGUGGAGGAAAGAGAUUGGUUAAAAGCUCUUGCACUUGCUCCUCCUCCAUGUUCCCGAAGAGAAGCAGGAAUGGCUGCAAAUGAUGUAGUUUCUUCACCACUCCAUUCUCAUCUUGUUCCAUGUCUUCUGAAACCGCUGUCUCACCUGCUCAUCUCAUUUUACAUUGAUGAGCGGAUCUGGUUUCCUCCUUCCUUUCGCAAGGCAUUGCAAUCUAUUGAAUGUGCCAUUAUUUCUGCCUUAGAACAGAGAAGUAUCCCUGUCGUCUCUUGGUGGUCUGAGCUUCAUUCUUUAACUUCGGACCCGUAUUUUGCAAAUGAGAUAGAGAAAAUUCUUUCUCGCUAUGGCCUGGUAAUGGGUCCAUCAGGAUCUGGUCAUUCUUAUCCAUUGGAAGAUGACAAUGAUGUCUUUGAAAAGUUUGAUUCCUCUAGAUCAAAGACUUCUGGUUCUUGUACACACAGUGAGUCAAUGCAGAAGUCACUUCAAUUGGGGAAUUCAUCAGGAUUUCGAACUUUGAUUGCUGGAACUCCCAGAUCUGGCCAACAACAUCUGGCUAGCUGCCUUCUUCAUGGAUAUGUGGGCCAUAUUAAUAUUCAGAAGGUUGAUUUGGCUACUAUUUCUGAAGAAGGACAUGGAGAUAUUAUUCUUGGCCUUACCCAAAUUCUAAUGAAAUGCCUGAAUGUGGGAAGAUGCAUAAUCUACAUGCCUAGAAUUGAUUUAUGGGCUAUCGAUGAGACUCGUGGAGAGGAUGCCAAACAGAGCGAAGGCAGUCCAAAUGCCUGCAAGUCAUCCCAAGAAGUAGGAGUUGAUGCAGCAAAAAGUUCUUCACAAGCAUGGAAUUCAUUUGUUGAGCAAGUGGAUUCUGUGUGUGCAUCUGGAUCUAUAAAUAUUCUGGCUACUUGUGAAAUGCAGAAUCAUGAUCUUCCUCUUGCAAUAAGGCAUUUUUUUACCAGUGAUGCUGUGAAUCAUGCUGAUUCUGCUCCUUCAGAACAUACGACACCACGAUUUCUGAUGUGUAUUGAUGGAAAAUUUAAUCCUAAUCUGGUGAUUGAUUCGUGUGCAGCAAAAUUAUCAGAGGACCUAGUUCAGCAUUAUGCACAGCUGGUGCAUCACAGAACUCAUGUAAGCAAUUCUCAUGAUAAAAAUGAAGUCUUCCCUGCAGUGAAAGCUAAUGCAGAACCCCCAAGGCUAAACAUGGAUACUUCUGUGGAUGCUGAGUGGACUGUUUCAAAUGCUGGGGCAUCUUUCAGGGACAAAGAAACCCAGCAAGGCACAAAUGGUGAUCAGAGAUGGCCACCAUCAUCGAAGAUGAGAGGCCAUGACAAGGUUGAUCUUCAGCUUGAUAGCCAUGAAGGUUCAAUUCCAAGGAUUUUUCCUGGUAAAGCUAUGAAAGGGAGUUCAAUGUUAGCAAUUGCCACAUUUGGUAAUCAGAUUUUACGAUAUCCACAAUUUGCUGAGCUUUGUUGGGUAACCUCGAAACUGACAGAAGGUCCCUCCGCAGACAUAAAUGGGCCUUGGAAGGGUUGGCCAUUUAAUUCUUGUUUGAUGGAUUCCAAUAGUUCACCCAACAAGGUAGUUGCUGGAGCAAACUCAAGCAAUUUUAAGAAUCGUGAAAAUUCUGGUGUUGUAAGGGGUUUAGUGGCUGUGGGUUUAUUGGCAUAUAAAGGUGUCUACACAUCAGUUAGAGAAGUCUCUGUUGAAGUUAGAAAGGUUUUAGAGCUUUUAGUUGGGAAGGUUCGAGCUAAGAUUUUGGGCAGGAAGGACAAAUACCGUUACCUUCGACUUCUGUCACAAGUGGCUUACCUAGAAGAUAUUGUUAAUAGCUGGGCUUACACAUUCCAGAGUGUACAAACUGAUAAUCAGAUUACAAUGUCAAACACCAAGCCAGUGAUUACCGAGAGUCUUUAUGUAGAUAAUAAUUUGAGCAGCAGUAAUCUUGUUCAUGAUCCUUUGAGCAUGCAGAGUGUACCAAACGUAAGCUGCAAUGAAGAGGUUUCACCCAAAGGAAGUCCUCAUAAAUUAGUUACCAGUAAUGGAGAAUGUGUUGAUUUUAAUGAAGGGACAUCACCUAGUUCUGAUACAAGCAUCAUACCAGAUGUUAAUCAUUUUCACGAGCCUAGUCACUCCAGCUUUCAUUCAGGUUCUACCUCAGCUGCAACUACACUAAACGGUAAUGGAACUUAUGGAUCAAAGAGUCCAGCACCUGCUAAAAAGCUGGAGGAUAUGAGACAUGUUGAUGGCUUGGGAGUGACAGAAAGCCAUCUUCCUUCUGAGGCUAAUAUGUGCAAUCUUGACAGUUCAGUUGCAGUGACCAUGUCUUGCUCAAAAGAGGCUAGUGACAAGUAUACUUGUCUGGACAAUUAUCAUUCUUCAGGCAGUGGUGGGCACGUUACUGAUGAACUUGGUACAGUUUCUGAGUUCGCACAGAGAAAGAGUAAUGAGCAUUCAGUUGUCUCUGGGACUGCAUGCCUGUACUGUUGUUGCUCUAGAUGUCUACGUGCUAUCUAUGUGUUGGUUCGUAGAAUUCUCUAUGAUUGCUGGAGAUCUAAUGGCCGUUAUUCAACAAUAGAUGAUAUCCACGAUCUACUUGCUUCGUUUUCUUUGCGUCUUUUAGCAGUGGUACGGCAAUCUUAUAUUUCUCAAAGUAGCACCAACUCUGAAGAAUGCUUUGGAAAAAAUCAGGGUCAAAGAGUUCAGUCCGAGUGCUGUGCUUGUCAGGACAUUGUUCACAAGCAGGUUAAGAAAAUGUCGUCUCAGCAAAUGGUCCAUUUCACGCCAACAGAAUGCAGUUGCCACAUAAGAAAUGAGGAGGAUUCUGAAAUAGCAAAUAGUGAAAGUAUUUCUCUAUUACAAUCAGCCCUAAAUUUUUUCUUCAGAGAUGGUGUAUUAAUGCCUUCACAUCCCCAUAAAGGAGCUGUACUUCAUUGCAGAUUUGAGAAAUUAUGUGCGUGUUCCAUAUUAGAGAUGAUAUGGAUGAUCAAGCAGCCACUGCGUUAAUGCCAUAUAGUUAGUUAAGUUUCCUGCUGACUGAAGAAACCAUUCAUCUUUUUUGUUGACACUUAGGUUUUGUCCUACUUCUUGGUCUAAUUUUGCAAAAAUUAAGUAAUGUUCUCAAUUUUUUACAUACACAGAUAUGAAAGGUUUAGGAAGUUUUGAAGCCCUUUAUCUGGGUGCUAAUUUCGUUAGCAUGUAAAUAUUGCUACAAGGUUAUUGUCAUAUCAAUUUUGUGGGAGUUCUCAUAUACUUUGAUUAUAUCUUGUUCUCGAAGUGAAUUUUUAUCGUGAAAUAUCCAGAUUGCAUGAUUAUUAUUGAUGCAAGACUGCUAACAUCUUGCACUAUUUAUAAUCUUUGGUUCUGUUUCUGGUUUAUUGGCAUGUAGAUGGGUGCUUCAUGUUGUUGCCCAAAGUUCUUCUCUGGAGAGUUACAUCAUCAAUAAAUUGAUUGUUACAUUACAUGUUUACUUCCUGAAGCAUGACCACUAGUUGACAAAUGAUUACAUUAAUAUUUGGAACCAUAUGGAUGUGAAUCUCUCUCUCUUUCUCUCUCUCUCUAACUCAUCCCACAAGGGAGACAACAUACCAAAUUGGUAAUAGGGAAUGUUGGGGAAUUUGAUCGGGAACCAUGUCCUAGCAUUCCUUCUAGGGGUAUACGAAACUCUUGAUCAGCCCUUCGGUUUCAGAUUUGCGUUGAGGCUGUCCUGAAGGUGCUGUAAUCAUGUUACUGUCUGAAUGUCUUAUUGUAAUUGAAGUCAGGAUUUUUGACAUGCUUCUGCUAUUCAGAAGGUGCUCUGGGAUUUUAAAAGAGUUGCAACCAAAUGAGGUAUGCUUGUGAACUAGAUAUUCUUUUUUUGUACUUUUGUAUUUAUUUCUAUUUUUCAUUGGUGUCCCAAAAGUUAAGCUUACUAAAUCCAUCAUGAUGCAUAGCUGACUUUUAAUUGCUGUCCUAUUGUUUCUGUUUGAGUUAUAUCAUAUCCAUUGAAUAGUAGCUCUACUGUCCAUGAAGCAGUUGGAUGAUUUUCGGAUCUCUGCUAUUAGGUUGAAAGUAUAGGAGCAAGAAAUUACUUCUUAACAUUUGGGAAAAACUAAAUUAUUUCAACAACGUCUCAGAUUUUUCAGAUAUUUAACUUUUGGACAAUGAAGAUGGUUUAUUUUUAAUGAUUAUAUUGAAAAGCUAAUCUUGUCAGUCACCAAAUAUGAAGUGAGAAGCCUGUGUACUUCUAAGCAAGCUUCAGUAUAUGCAUGCUUGUUAGGUUAUUUUCAUUUUAAUUGAUGAUUCUUGCUGGUGCAAGUUGGUGCCGUUGUCCUGGUCCUCCAUAAUUUAUGAUUUACAGGGCUUUCUUCUGUUUUAGAGGGUUCAUUUUCAGACAUGAUUGUGAGCCUUGCACUUUUGACCAGUUUAGGUGCCAAUCUAACGUCUAAGUUUUGUUUCCUUGUACGAUUUUGUGCACAGAGUUAUGCAUGUAGUUCUUUGUUCUCUGGUUAGUGUUAUCCUGUUUUUAUGGAUAUUUGCCCCUCUAGUGUUAAUAAUUCUCUUCCAUUCUCCGGUUUGAUUUAUGUCACUGCAUGCUUCCAUUGACAUAAACUGGAAUCAAUGUACUGUUGUCAGAAUCAUUAAUGUGUCUCUUCAGAGUACUUGAAGAGGAUAGCAAGCUUAUUAUGCUUUGCUUAAAUUGAACUUUCAGAUGAAGGUUUUCUUUCCCCGCCAUGUAUUAAUUAAUGAUUCAACUGAAAUUAAUGUUGCAGUUAGUUUAGUUGUACUCCAUCCGGUUGGUUCUAUGAAUUUGGAUUUGUUAGAUUUGACUACUUCAUACUUCACUAUCUUAGGCCCCGUAGCAUGCAUCUUGCUUUCUCUGGUAUUGGCCUUUUUGAUUUCCCAUAGCACAAUAAAGCAAAUACUCAUACGCUUCUCUUGUAUUAAAUGGCUAGAACUAUAUGGCUUCCACCUAGUUGCAGAAUCCUUGCAUCUCAUCACUCAAAAGUAAAAUUUUGUGGUUUGUGCAUCUUUAUGGAAGUAUAAUUUUAGUUUUUUUAAGGUUCAGUCACUUUUUCCCUAAAGUAACUUCUUUCAGGUUUAUGACCUGCCAUGUUUUCUUUGUGAAUAAUCAAAGAGAUUUGUCCUGUGCUACUAGACUUACAAAACUAGGUAGAGGUGGGAAGUUUUAGAUCAUCUUGUUUGCAAUUUUACUCUUUUCUUUUGUGUAUUGCUAACCGGCCAUUAGACUCCAACAGGUUAAGCUGUUGUGGAAGAGGACAUACAUAAUUGUUCGUGUUGUUUUCAGGUCCUUCAAAAUUUCCAUGAUAUGCAGUGGCCAGCUGAGGUGAUGUCAGGGCACAGUGCUAGAGUGAUGGGAUGCGACACAACUUUUGGGCACAUGUCAAAGACCAUUUGGUUGUUCGUAGAAUAAGUUGAAUGGGAGUAAUUUUUAAGCCCAGAUGAUCCAACUUCAGGUACACUAUUUACAUAAACAGAGUUGGAAGUCUUGUUCCUUCCUCUUGCUAUUAAUAAAGAUCAGCCAGUUACUAAUCUUAUUAUAAACUGUAAUUCUGCUCAUAUUUUAUUCCUGCAUUACUUUGAUAGUUGAGAGGUUUGCAUGGAGAACUAGAGAGAAGUGACAAGGCAUACUAUGGUAGCUUUUCAUUUCAUGUAACUUAUCAUUGUGAUGUUGUUCAAAUGAAGCAUCCUGAAGCAAGUUCUCUCUGAUGUUGGCUACCCGACAAGAAUCUGUUGCUCUGCCUGCUCCACCCUGCUAAAGAUACUUCUCUGUUGUAUGUUGGUGUGUCACUGGUACAUGGCUGGGUUGCAACUUCGGUCACUAAUUCUAUCUUCAGUUGGCCUGUGUUUCCUGAUACUCCAAGCUCAGCUGUGCUGGAUAUUUUUGAUUGGGAUGGUGAAGUUGCUUUAGAUAUCUCCGGAUGAGCUGGUGAAUUUGCGGUCAUAAAUGAAGGUGAGGCUCCCAAUAAGGGAUUUGCAGGACUGGAGUUCCUUGUUGCUAGGUUUCUCUUUGCAACUCUUUGCCAUUUCCUCAAGCCCCAAACAACACAAACUGCAAAUAUUGUCUCUUUCAUUGAAGAUCCCAUCUUGAUACAAACAAAUCCAGCCAACCAUGCGAGGGUGAGUAGAUGUUCAAAAAUACGCCAAAUUUUAAUGAAUCUGGGAACAAUGUGUGCACUUAACAGUGUGACCAAUGAGUACAGGGGUAGGAUUCUGUAUGCGCACCGGAACAGGAUCAGCGUUCCAAUUCCAAGGCCAAGGGCAUCAGCCACUGCUUGUCGAUGGCAGCGUGAUCUGAACCCAAACUUGUACUGUUCUAAGAGGUUAAAUAUGUUGACGGUAAUGAGAGAUUUGGAUUUAGAAGAGAAGAAUCUCAUGCUUACACAAGUCCAUGUGAAGAAUGCCAGUAGGAAUGAUUUCUUCUCCAUCAACAAUCAUACCAUUAUUAUAUAUGCAUUAUAUGUUCGUAUAUGUACCGACAAAAAAAUUCUUGCAAUGAGUUAUUUAAACACUGAUGGUGAGAUAUGAUCAGGUUGCAUU
Messenger RNA from Phoenix dactylifera (date palm), 9932 nucleotides. The record is from RefSeq and is a predicted model, not a curated record. NCBI's taxonomy places the organism in Eukaryota, Viridiplantae, Streptophyta, Magnoliopsida, Arecales, Arecaceae.